Molecule: messenger RNA, 429 nt
Organism: Tauraco erythrolophus (red-crested turaco)
Lineage: Eukaryota; Metazoa; Chordata; Aves; Musophagiformes; Musophagidae
Source: RefSeq, a predicted model, not a curated record
AUGAAGAAUCUCCUCUUUGCCGUGCUCUUGGCUUGCGGGCUGCUGCCGGCUCGCGGCAGCGUGUUGGAGCUGGAGCAGAUGAUCAAAUCGACCACGGGGAAAAGCGCCCUGCUCUCCUACAGCUGGUACGGGUGUUUCUGCGGCAUCGGGGGCAGAGGGACCCCGGUGGACUCCACCGACCAGGGCUGCCAUGCCCACGACUGCAUUUGGGGUGCUCCGAGGGGACCCCAUCGCCAAUGGCAGCUGGAAAAGACGCCACAGAACACUGUUUUUUUGCCCCCAGGUAAUGAGCAGAGCUGGUGCAAGAGAGAGACCUGCCUGUGCGACAAGGCGGUGGCUUCGUGCUUCGCGCGCGCUUUGGAUUCCUACAAUAAAUCCUACCGCUUCUAUUUCAAGCUGAAGUGCCGAGGAAAUAAGCUCCAGUGCUGA